Elgaria multicarinata webbii is the source of this 3698-nucleotide messenger RNA. RefSeq names its product tumor susceptibility 101 (gene TSG101). Gene Ontology annotation, molecular function: ubiquitin binding. The coding region runs from base 137 to 1366 and encodes 409 amino acids. The transcript has 8 exons. The record is from RefSeq and is a predicted model, not a curated record. Lineage: Eukaryota; Metazoa; Chordata; Lepidosauria; Squamata; Anguidae. Gene Ontology annotation, cellular component: ESCRT I complex. Gene Ontology annotation, biological process: protein modification process; protein transport; endosome to lysosome transport.
GAGGAAACGGGUGGAAAAAUUGGGAGCGACGCUGGGGGCAGGUUUCUUGUUUGUCCGGGAGUUGGAGUGAGGGCCCGCGGGGGCGGGGAACGACGACGACCACCCCGACCGUUGGCGGGGAGAAGCCGCCGCCACCAUGACCGUGUCGGAGAGUCAGCUGAAGAAAAUGCUUGGCAAGUACAAGUACAGAGACUUAACUGUUCAGGAAACUGUCAGUGUUAUUGCCCAAUACAAAGACCUCAAACCUGUAAUGGAUGGUUAUGUUUUUAAUGAUGGUUCAUCAAGAGAAUUGAUGAGCCUCACUGGAACCGUCCCUGUAAGUUACAGAGGUAACACAUACAAUAUCCCAAUAUGUCUGUGGCUGUUGGAUACAUAUCCAUUCAACCCUCCAAUCUGUUUUGUUAAACCAACUAGUACAAUGACAAUUAAGACUGGGAAACAUGUUGAUGCAAAUGGCAAAAUAUAUCUUCCAUAUCUGCAUGAAUGGAAACAUCCACAAUCCGAUUUGAUAGGAUUGAUUCAAGUUAUGAUUGUGGUGUUCGGAGAGGAACCUCCAGUAUUUUCUCGGCCGACCAUUUCAGCAGCCUACCCACCUUACCAGGCAACAGGACCACCAAACAAUCCCUACAUGCCAGGUAUGCCAAGUGGGAUGUCUCCUUUCCCCCCUGGACCUGCUCCUAACCCAAGUGGUUACCCAAACUAUCCUUACCCUCCCCCCAGCGGACAAUUUCCAGCAACAACUAGUACACCACACUACCCUACUCAGCCUCCUGUAACUACCGUGGCAGAUGGCAGAAGAAAGCAGAAACAGGUAUGGAUUUGUGGUCAUUCUUAUGUUUUCUGGGCAGAAAAACGGGCACUUGAAAGAAGCUUUGGCACACAGUUGGGCAUUCGAAUGGAUGAUGCCAAAUUACAUUGGCUAGGAAAGAGUGGCAUGACGUGGGAUCAGUUAAUACCCACUCUGUUGCAUACACGGAGGCGUCUAUCAGAUCCUGAUGUGCUCGUGGUCCAUCUAGGAGGAAAUGACUUGGGGACAGACAGAAAUGUGGAUAUCGUAAACCAGAUGAAGAAAGAUUUAGGACAUCUUAAGCAAAUAUUCAAGAAUAGUAUUCUGGUCUGGUCUAAUAUGGUGCCCCGCAAAGUAUGGAACCAAGAUGUGCCUCAUAGAGUGAUGGAGAAAUACAGGAAAAGAAUCAAUCGGGAAAUUGGCUAUUUUAUGGAGUAUAUCGGAGGGACUGUGAUCAGACACGAUUCACUUGUACCAGAGUCUCCUGGAUUGUUUCAUCUCGAUGGUGUCCUCUUGUCUGAAAGUGGCACAGAUAUCUUCAAUUUGGAUUUACUGAGUGUUUUGGAAACUUUGGUCUGACUUUCACUUAGAAGGAAGAAUGAUAAUGGAGCUCAAUUUAGACAAGCAAUCUGGAGAUAGAUAUGAUUAGAAGUUUAUGAACAGUGUGAUAAAUUGAAUUUACGUAUAGUGGAAUUGCCCUGUUAGUAUGGUGUGGUGGGUAUUGAUUGGCAAGGCAGUUGCCUAGGGCACUGUCCUGCAACCACUAGCGCAAGACAUUUGCUCCUAUAUUUUACGGCUUUGUAAGUUUAGUUCAAUUUUUUUGCAUUGAAUUCAAUUCACUUCUGAUGUUGCUUAGAGACACUGCUAAACAGUUUAAUUCUGUGAUUGAUUUUUUCCCAUCCAAAAACGUUCAGUUGAUACACAAUGAUGAUAUCAAUCCAGAAUGUGCAGAACAGUUUAUAGAAGUGUUUCAUAUGGGUAAGAUGGGACUAAGCGUUAGGAGUUAUCAAUGCUGGCAUUUAAUAUUACACUUCAGAACUUCAGGAAUAUAUAACUUUGAAAGAUGAGAGCCUAACUUAGGUACAGUAGGCAAGUCAGUUGGAGCUCUAGGAUUCUUGUUACACUUUUGAAAAUACACCAUUAGUUAAGUGUUGAAGCAUUUGUGAAGCAUAAGUGCUUACUAAUAUACCUUACAGGCAGUGUCUUGUUCAAAUGUAAUAUUCUUGGUUUAAUAAACCAUAACUUAUUAAGCUAAGAACAAGCAGCGGGUCCACAUACUGCCCCCUUGCCUCUCAGUUCCUCGCCUUGUGUGCUUGCUUUGAUCCUGAACUUUUAACAUCACUUCAUGUGUGUUUUAUGCUGAAAUGGGGAGUUCUGGUUCAAUGUCAGUUUAUUAACCAGUAUCAAUCCUGGUUAGUAAACCAACAUUAAAGUGCAGUUCCCCAUUACAGGCGUAAUAAGAGACUGUAGUUUAAAGAAACUAAGUGUCGAAUCCAGUGCGCAAAGAGAGACGGCCCCAUUUAUAUUAAAAGGAGAGAAGAGUCGCAUGCUUUCAAAGGUGUGUACUUGUGGAGCUGCUUCCUUCACUGAAGUCCGUGGAGGAGUUGUUUUGGUUGAGGGAGCUUUUAGCCUUGACUCAAGCUUGACACAGCAAUUUGUGUUGUGCGAUAGACCUAAAUAUUUCAGAAGAUCACCAUGACAUCAGUGAAUCACUAUGAUACUUGUAAAAGAUUUUGUCAUUUUAAAUGACAUACUAUUGAUAUGAUUCUAUCACCCUUAGUUAACACUUCUUAUGCUCUUCCUAAAAUCUUGUUUGCAGGAUAGCUGUGGCAGUUGGAUAGGCUGCAUAGAUAGCAAGGGUUUUGGAAAAUGAAAAUAAAAAUAGAGUUCUUGCCAAGGGUGAAGGGGAUCUUUCACUUGUGAACUCUAUUUAAAAUGGUAUGAAUUUCGAUGUUCUGUUUGCCUGGAAGCCAUUAAACUGUUUGACAGUGUCUCUGUAAGAUAGCUAUGCCACCUUUUGCUUUGGCAUUGUUGUGCCGCUUUUUCCUGGAAGAAGGCAGGCCUGUAUCAGAAUUUUCUUUUUCAUAUAAUUUAAUAGAACUACCAUUUUCCACAAUCAUUUUAGGGGGGAAAUUAAAAUACAGGGAAGUGUUUGCACAUGAUUUUUUUUUUAAAAAAACAACUCUGUCAUGUAGUUAACAAUUUGAUUAGUCUUAAGAUGAGUAAAAGACGCCAUAGGAGGCAAUAUUCUUUGGUGUUUUGGUAGUGAAUUUCAUAUAAAUUGAUUUUAUAUGGUACUGUGCCUUUACGUUCCUUUCACAAGCAAGAGCGAGCUUAAUUUCAAUGGCUGAUGUUAUCUCCCUAUCUUCUCUGAAGCUAAGUCACUAUCAACUUUAGUUGAUUCUUCACUGUAAUGGCUUUAAAUAACCAAACAUCCAAUCUGCUAAACUUCUUGGAGGUGGACUUUGGAAACUACAGUUCAGCACAAACUUGAUUCUGGAAUGUAGGACUACAACAGGAGUGGAAUGGUAGAAGACAGAUCUAUGGAAAUUAACUUUAUUGCAGCUUCGGAUGAAGACCUUCAAUCUGUUUAUUUGUAUAUAAUCUCUUUGAAUACCUCUGAAGCAUUCCACGAGGAUGAGGAGAACUAUAGAUCCUUUGGGAGGAACUGAGACUGAAUUCUACAUAUGUAUAGAGUGAUCCAGCUCUUUCUAAUGAGGACAUAGAAGCACUUACCAAUGCUUGCAACAGACUACAUUUUGUAUACUUGCGUGUAGUAGGGCCUUUAAGUUUCAGUAUUUGGCAAGACCUGAUAUCUUUUCUACGUUAUUGAUGGUGAAGAGUAUAGUUUGAUUCAUCUAAUUUGUAUAACUUGGAGAUUUGUGUGUUAAAAAUAAAAUAUGGGUCUUUA